AUGGCGAAAUCGUCUACUCAUCAAUCGAAUUCAUCAAAACGCAUGAGAGUGGAGCUCUCUCCUAACCGAUACACAGCAGCAGUCGACAGACUCAGCAACCUACCGGACUCUCUUCUCUGCCACAUCCUUUCUUUCCUUCCGACCCAAAAGGCCGUCGCCACAAGCGCUUUGUCGAGCAGGUGGAAGCGCCUCUGGACUCACGUCCCAGCACUCGACCUCUACGAUAUCGGCCGUCAACCCAUCCCUCUUCUCUACAGAAUCUUGCUUCUAAACAAAGCACCCUCCCUCCGUAACUUCAACCUCUUGUGGUAUUAUUACUGUGACUCUCUCCAUCUCAACACGUGGAUCGACACUGCCAUUGAUCGUAACGUCGAAAAUCUCUAUCUCAAGAUUUUCCUCGAUGACGACUACUACCCCCACGGAGACGGUGAUGUUUACAGUGGCGAACUUUACGAGUUGCCCGUUAGCUUUUACGCCUGCAAAACAGUUGUUGUUCUCCAUUUAAGCGGCGGGAUUGAGCUCGAUCCUCCUUCUUCUUUUCAACUCCCUUGCCUCAAGAAACUGUGUCUGCUUGAUGUUUUUUACUGCUAUGAGGACUCUUUGUCGAGGCUAUUCAAUGGCUGCCCGGUACUCGAAGUUUUGAAAGUGAUAAGAAAUAAUUCGGACGGUAUGGACUAUUUUAACAUAAGCGUGCCUACGUUGAAAUGUUUACUUAUCGAGUUUAACACAUACCAACCUCGUGUUCCUGAUUACAAACUCGAGAUAAACGCCCCAGGUCUCAAGAACUUUAGAUUUCGUGGCGAUUUGCGAAAUGUGGCGUUUGUUGAAAAACUGGCUAACUUAGUUGAAGCCAAUGUAAAAAUUUACGCAGUUGAAUGUUAUGAAAUGCGUUGGGUUGAGGAUUAUGAGUUUUAUUAUGGAGAUAGGGUAUUCAAGCUUCUUAGAGCACUAAACAACGCUAAGUUCCUUACAUUGUCUCCAGGGGACAUAGAGUGCCUCGGCUUUGGUUCUAUUUAUCCUACCAGGUUCCAAAAUUUGGUCAGAUUGAAAUUCGGAGUAAAUAAAUCUAACUGGCACGUGCUACAAGCCUUGCUCCUAGUGGCUCCUAAUUUAGAAGUUCUUGAUGUCCAUAAGGAAGCUUCUGGACCCAAACUGUUGUGGUUUGUUUCUGAUGUGAAUGUUCCUGCUAUUCUGGAGAACAAUUUUUGUUUUGGCCAAAAGGAGAAUGAUUAUUGA
This is a messenger RNA of Quercus robur (English oak), 1236 nucleotides long. Its product is annotated as F-box/LRR-repeat protein At3g26922-like. Lineage: Eukaryota; Viridiplantae; Streptophyta; Magnoliopsida; Fagales; Fagaceae. Gene Ontology annotation, molecular function: protein binding. The record is from RefSeq and is a predicted model, not a curated record. The transcript has 4 exons. The coding region runs from base 1 to 1236 and encodes 411 amino acids.